Paramormyrops kingsleyae is the source of this 1532-nucleotide messenger RNA. NCBI's taxonomy places the organism in Eukaryota, Metazoa, Chordata, Actinopteri, Osteoglossiformes, Mormyridae. The record is from RefSeq and is a predicted model, not a curated record.
GUCAAUUUAAAACGAUCCUUAGUAAUUCCCUCCCUGGUACAAGUGUAACUGACGGUAUCACCAAAAUUCCCAAAUCCUCGCAGUCCCGUCCAUCACCGGAGCGCGGCGCUGUAGAACAGGCACGCUGCAAAGACAAGACCAUUGAUGGGUCCAGUCUUCUGGGACUCCAGAAACUAAAGAAUAACCGCAAGUUGGUGCUGUGGGAUUAACUGUUGUUUCAAAAUCAGCUAUGACCCGAGAAGUGUUUAAAUGUAGCAUAAGUUAAGUCAUUUAAGAGAUCUCCAGCUUCGUGGAAAAUCUGACACACGAUCUUUAUUUGGAACCUUGUUAAUCACUAUAGCAGCUCAUUACCUACAAGAUGAGGAAGUGAAAAACUAGCAGUAUUUCUAAAUAAGUGGUUGUGAAAAUAACCUGCUUGGUUAUUGGUAAAAGAGAUCCUUCGUGUUCAUCUUGAUGUCUUGUGUCACGUGACCGCGUCCAUGCUGGCAUGUCAGGAGGACACAUGCGUGCCGUGCCCUCUUAACCUUUAGAAUGGCCGAGCUGACGAAGAAGAUAUUCGCGAGGAAUCGGAAGCAGCAGCUGAAACCCACCGUCGGCCCCGGAAGGAGGGUUAGUGUGGAGAAGAUGAGCGGCCAGGUGAACAAGUUCUCUAUGGGACUUGUCUACAAGUUUAUGAAGAAUCUAGGAGAUGUUCAUCAAGAUGGCGGGAAGUCUGGAGGUGAUAAGAAGGCGACCAGCCAGGCCGCUGCAGAUUUUGAGAGGGGCGGCGGUGGGCCGGAGAGACCUCAUCACACGCAUGCGGCAUCCUCCCAUGACAUGGAAUGCACCAGUGCCCCCUGCAGGCAAUCAAUUACAUCUGCUGGGAGAGUGGCCACACUUAAGGCCCAGUUUGAGGACAUAAUGCAGGGGAUGAGUGAAGACAGCAGGAGGCGGCUGGAGAAUAACAGUGGAAUGAGAGAGACGCAGCAGCACCAGUGCGGCGGUAAGCAAAUGGGUCAAGGAUGCACCCCUGCCCCAAAGUCCAGGAAGACCGCAGGGGUGUUGAAGAUGCUGCGGGGGACAGGGGGUCCAUCUGCACAGCAGGUGCAAGAAAUGAUCCGGAACGCAGGUCAGGUCGAGACUGAGGCAGCGGGAAAAGCUCAGCACACCGACCCAGAGCCGGAUGGGGUGUAUGAGACCAUGGAAAAAGCCCCCCCUCAAGUGGAUGAGAGCGAGUAUGUCGAGGCGAUGGCCGUCUGGUCCGCAGUGGCCAUGUACAGCUACCAGGCUGAGACGGAAGACCAGCUCUCUUUCAAGGCAAAUGACAUCAUCGUUAACAUCGAGAGGGUGAGCGCCACCUGGUGGAGGGGGCGCUGCCGUGAGAGGGUUGGCCUGUUUCCCGCCUGUUUUGUACAGCCAAUCUGGUAGCUCAUCCUUCAUCCUCCCCAUCAACAGACUCUUCGGACUCCCGUCUAAGAAACUGCUUAAAUGUGACCUCAAAUCCAUCCCCAUUAUAUACAAGAGUGACAACCACAACUGUAAAUACUUUUUUC